CCCUGCUCCAAGACGCACCUCUUCUUCCCUUUGAUUCCCAGACAAUGGAAAGCCAUUUGAGGCGAAAGAGCUCUAAAAUCGAGUUCUCUCGAGGACCAGUGCACACUCACUAUGCACACAGUGUCAGCGGAGGAGCAGGUGGACGUGGAGUCCGCAUCUCCACAACCAGUGGGCUUGGUGGAUAUGACUACCAUUCCCUGCCCAACACUGGAGCCAUGGCUAUCGGAAAUGAGAAGAUCCACAUGCAGCAUCUGAACGACCGCCUGGCCAGCUAUCUGGAGAAGGUGAGGAGCCUGGAAAAGACCAACAGCAGUCUUGAGAUCAAGAUCAGGGAGGUCAUCGAGAAGAGAGGCCCCUUGGAGGGAAGAGACUACGCCAAGUACUACACCGUCAUUGCAGAGCUGAGAGCCAAGAUUUUCGACAUGAUCAAGGCAAACGCUCAGUUGACCAUCUCUGUGGACAACGCACGCUUGGCGUCUGAUGACUUCAGAGUGAAGAUGGAGUACGAGAUGGGCAUGCGCCAGACUGUUGAGGCUGAUCUGGCUCGACUGAGGAAGGUGCUGGACGACACCAACGUGGCUCGUCUUCACCUGGAGAGCGACAUUGAGUCUCUGAAGGAAGAGCUGAUCAACCUGAAGAAGAACCAUGAGAUCGAUGUUGCUGAACUGCGCAGGCAGAUCACCGAGGCCAGCGUCCAUGUUGAUGUGGACGCUCCCAAGGGUCAGGACCUGGCCAGAAUCAUGGAGGAGAUGAGAGCGAAGUAUGAGAUGAUCGCCCUGAAGAACCAGGAGGAACUCAAAGCGUGGCACGAGUCUCAGAUGACAGAAGUCCAGGUUCAGGUGUCGGAACAGACGACAGCUCUGAAAGAUGCCGUUGCUAUACUGAGCGAAACAAGGCGGAAGCACCAGGCUUUGGAAAUUGAGCUGCAGUCAGCACACAGCCUGAGAGCGGCUCUGGAGGCCACCCUGCGUGACAUUGAGGCGCGGCACAACAUGGAGAUGGAGAAGUUGAACGCCAUCAUCCUGAGGCUGCAGGAGGAGCUGUCGCGCAUCCGUGCCGACAUCCAGCACAACACCCACGAGUACGAACUCCUGCUUAACAUCAAGGUGAAGCUGGAAACUGAGAUCGCCGAGUACAGACGGCUGCUGGACGGCGGUGACUUCAGACUUCAAGAUGCUCUGGAUCAGAAGCUGGUGCAAACCAAAGUGGUGACGCUGACUCAGACUCUGGUCGAUGGCAAAGUGGUGUCUGAGAGCAAAGACGUCAAAGCCACUGAGAAGACUGUAACCAACUGAAAACUGAACCACUGACAACCCUGGAGAGUCAAAUAAA
Messenger RNA from Synchiropus splendidus (mandarinfish), 1332 nucleotides. RefSeq names its product keratin, type I cytoskeletal 18-like. Gene Ontology annotation, biological process: intermediate filament cytoskeleton organization. Gene Ontology annotation, molecular function: structural molecule activity. NCBI's taxonomy places the organism in Eukaryota, Metazoa, Chordata, Actinopteri, Syngnathiformes, Callionymidae. The record is from RefSeq and is a predicted model, not a curated record. Gene Ontology annotation, cellular component: keratin filament. The transcript has 7 exons. Bases 45 to 1295 code for a protein of 416 amino acids.